Molecule: messenger RNA, 669 nt
Organism: Artibeus jamaicensis (Jamaican fruit-eating bat)
Lineage: Eukaryota; Metazoa; Chordata; Mammalia; Chiroptera; Phyllostomidae
Gene: NPFFR1
Product: neuropeptide FF receptor 1
Biological process (GO): G protein-coupled receptor signaling pathway
Cellular component (GO): membrane
Molecular function (GO): neuropeptide receptor activity; peptide binding
Source: RefSeq, a predicted model, not a curated record
AUGGGAUUCCACUUCAUUGUGCACCCUUUCUAUGAAAAGCUGACCCUGCAGAAGGUGCUGGUCACCAUUGCAGUCCCCUGGGCCCUGGCUGCUGUCAUGAACGAGGAGAACCAUUUCAUGGUGGACACCCACAACUGCUCCUCCCCGCUCUACUUGUGCUGGGAGGCCUGGCCUGAGAAGGGUGCGCGCUAGGUCUACAUCGCCGUGCUCUUUCUGCUGAAACGUUUCAUGGUCAUGUAUACCUGCAAGCUUGUCGAGGCCUUGGGCCCUGGCCAAGUGGGCAAGGAGGGCAGUUGGGGGCAGGUGGGGGUCCGGUACAAGGCCAAGGUUGUGCACAUGCUAGUUGUGGAGGCACUCUCCUUCACACUGUCCCAGCUGCCGCUCUGGGCACUGCAGCUGUUCACCCGCCGCCAGCAGCUCAGUGAGGCGCAGCGGCAUCUGGUCCCUGUCUACUGCCUCUACUCCUUCCCCUUUGCCCACUGGCUGGCCUUCUUCAACAGCAGUGCCAACCCCACCAUCCAUGGCUACUCCAACAAGAGCUUCUGCCAUGGCUUCCAGGCUGCCUUCUGUGCCUGGCUCUGCCCGCUGCAGUAGGGGAGCCACCAGAGGGCCUACUGCUCUCAUGGGUUUGGUGGGGACGCUGCCCGGGGGACUCUGACCUGCCUUUGA